AUGCAAGCAACAUCGAAUAAUCAUUAUCAAUCAACUUUACCGUUUACUCCUAUUCAAAGUCAUUCGAAUAAAUCCGCUGAAGAUGAUACAGGCUAUGAUAGCUUUACAAAUCAAGCUGAAAAACAAGAACGAAUCAGAAGUAUUGCCGGCCUUUCAUCGUCGUCGUCAAACAAUCAAGUCCAACGUAUAGUAAAUAUAGUGGCAAAUAUACCUUCAUCUCCUAAUAUAUCAACUGCCAACGAAACAAGCGACAUAGCUAUAAGUGUAACUGAAUGUAUUGCAAAAUUUUCUAAAAAUACUGAAUCAAUAAGGACAAAAACAGUAUCACCCAUACGUAAAAUAAAUCGUACACGAAUUCAACCAUUAUUAGAUGUUACGAGUGAUAGUGCCGAUUCAUUUGUUCAAUCAUAUGAAAAACAAAUAUCACAAGACCCAACGAUAUCAUCGAUUGAUAUUCUACAAUUUAGUGGCGCGUUAGAACAUAUAUGUGAUACUCGUUUUGAUUCGAUAACAACAGUUGAUCAUGUUAAAAAUGAUGUUAUUGCGAUUGAAUUGAUGGAACAACAGCAACAACAAAAAACCAGUCAAAUCUUAGAUACUCAUCUUCAUCAUAACAGACAACAUCUAGCAUGGAUCAAUCGCUUAGGCGAAUCGAUACGUUUAUUACCAGCAAAUGUUCUAGCCGUUGUUUUCAUUGGAUUGAUUGGUGGACUUUUUGUUUCAGCUUUAUUCGUGAUUAUUAUAGCGUAA
This is a messenger RNA of Rotaria socialis, 750 nucleotides long. The record is from the annotation of a GenBank genome assembly. NCBI's taxonomy places the organism in Eukaryota, Metazoa, Rotifera, Eurotatoria, Philodinida, Philodinidae.